Molecule: messenger RNA, 1060 nt
Organism: Zea mays
Lineage: Eukaryota; Viridiplantae; Streptophyta; Magnoliopsida; Poales; Poaceae
Product: germin-like protein 1-4
Exons: 2
Coding region: 179-862 (227 amino acids)
Molecular function (GO): manganese ion binding
Source: RefSeq, a predicted model, not a curated record
UCUUUAUAUAUGUCGACUACUAUGAAACAGCUCCAUGCAUCGAGUGAUCGAUCUAUAAAUACCAGCUACGUGCCUCCCAUAUUUCCGCACCAAACCAUCGACGCUCUCAAUCUCACACACACUUGCACCGUCGUUGUGCACGCACAUCCAACACAAUAGCGACCACGAUCGAGAACCCAUGGCGCCCAAGCUCCCCGUCGUCCUCCUCGCUGCCUGCGCCGUCCUCCUGGCGCUCGCUACCCCGCUGCUCGCCGGCGAUCCCGACAUGCUCCAGGACAUCUGCGUCGCCGACUACGAAUCGCUUGAAGGCCCGCUGCGGGUGAACGGGUUCCCUUGCAAGCGUGAGGCGAACGUGACGGCGGACGACUUCUUCUUCGGCGGGCUCGCCGCGGCCGCCGACGUGUACUCGGGCAACCCGAUGGGGUCGGCGGCGACGGCGGCGGACGUGUCGGUGCUCCCGGGUCUCAACACCCUGGGCGUGUCCAUGGCGCGCACGGACUUCGCGCCGUCGGGCGGCGUCAGCCCGCCGCACGUGCACCCGCGCGCCACGGAGAUCCUCUUCGUCGUGGAGGGCACCCUCGAGGUGGGCUUCGUCACCUCGGCAAACCGCCUCUUCAGCCGCGCCGUCGGCAAGGGAGAGGUGUUCGUGUUCCCCCGCGGCCUCGUGCACUUCCAGCGCAUCGUCGGGGCGGCGCCCGCCGUGGCGAUCUCGGCUUUCAACGCCCAGCUGCCUGGCACGCAGACGGUCGCCGGGGCACUGUUCGGCGCUGCGCCGGCGGUGCCGACGGACGUGCUGGCGCGGGCGUUACAGAUCGACGGUGGAGCGAUCGAGUACAUCAAGUCCAAGUUUGCGCCCAACUAGGGCAUGUCUCGAAUUGCAAAUGCUCAGGUGAUCGAAAAGAGGGUACGAACGAACAUAACUACUAAAUAAAGUCUCAAGUGAACAAGUCAUUUCAGGUUUCAGCAAGAUAAUAAUGUGAUGAUGAUGCCGCACACCUGUCUGCUUUAUAUUUUCGAUCAUAAUGUCUGCUUUACUAGGUAUGUCUCGUUGAAAUUCUAA